GCCCGUGUAUGCCUGGCUUAUGUCACUCAGAGGCAUGUCUGCAAGGUCUGCGCCAUGUUGUCGCAAGCAUCGGGAUUCUCUUCCUUUUUCAGGCUGGAGAAUACUCCAUUGUAUGUACUUGGUGCAUUUUGCUUAGCCACCGAUCGGGCCGUGGACCCUGGGUUGUUCCCCCCUUCCAGCUGUUGCAGUCUGCAGACAUCGACAACCAUCAUGCACUUAUUGAAUAUAAUGAGGCCGAGGACAGCUUUGUUCUCCAGGACUUCAAUUCCCGAAACGGCACCUUUGUCAAUGAGUGCCACAUUCAGAAUGUGGCCGUGAAGCUGCUGCCCGGAGACAUCCUGAGAUUCGGGUCCGGAGGGCUGACCUACGAACUUGUCAUCGAAAACGCUCCCUCGGUCUCCUUCCCAUGGAUGAGUGACUCGGUACCUUGGCCAAGACCACAGCCAACUCGAGGCACACAGCAGUCGAAACAGCCAUCCUCGCCGCCACAGAUACCCUUCCACCCGGGCAUCCGGCCAGCCCCAGUGCAGAGGAGCUGGUCCCAGGGGUUUCCCAGACCCACCAUGGUCCCGCCUGCCCCCCACCGGCGGCCCGUGAGUGCUGGUGGGAAGAUGUUCUCCUUUGUGGUGGAUAGUACCCACAGGCCUCCCAUCAUCAAACAAGUGUGGACCAACGCUGUGGAACUGUCGGAACAGUCAGUGGUCGAUGGAAUUCCCAGGGCAGGACCUUCCAGGGAUAUUUAUGUGGACGAGGACACAGCCCAGCAGGAUAAGGAUGAAAUCAUUCUGCUGCUGGGGAAAGAAAUCAGCCGCCUCUCAGAUUUUGAACUUGAAUCCAAAUACAAAGAUGCGGUGAUAGCGAAGCUGCAGAAUGAAGUGGCCAGCCUGAGCCAGAGGCUGUCGGAGUCCACCUCGUCCAAGCAGAGUCGGUUGCAGGAUCUGGAUGAGGACAUCGAUGCCAAACACAGAGAGAUCCAGAGCUUGAAAAACCAGAUCAGUGCCCUGCAGAAAAACUACAGCCAGGUGCUGUGCCAGACGCUGUCUGAGAGGAACUCAGAAAUCACAUCCCUGAAGAACGAGGGGGAGAACUUGAGGAGGGACAAAGCCAUCACCUCAGGGAUGGUAUCAUCAUUGCAGAAAGAAUUGUUAACAAAGGAUGAGGAAAUCGAACGACUCAAACAGGAGGUGAACCAACUAAAAAGCGAGAACAAAGAAAAGGAUCACCAGCUUGAAGCCCUCAGCUCCAGGUGCUCCGCGCUGAAAGAGGAGUUACGGAAGGAAGAUGCGCACAAGGAGUACCAGGAAGCCCAAGGGAAAGAAUUAAAACUCUGCAAAAUCCAAAUCCAAGACAUGGAGAAAGAAAUGAAGAAGCUCAGGGAGGAGCUGAAGAAGAGUUCUACCGAACAGAAUGUGAUCUCCAAGACGCUGCGAGAAAAGAGCAAGGUUGAAGAGAAGCUUCAGGAGGAUUCCAGAAGGAAAUUGCUCCAGCUACAAGAAAUGGGGAACAGAGAGAACCUCAUUAAAGUCAAUUUGGAAAGGGCAGUAGGUCAGCUGGAGCAUUUCAGAAGUCAAGUCAUCAAGGCCACCUACGGACGAGUGAAGCCGUUCCUGGACAAGCCCAUCACUGAUCAACAGCUAAUAGAGAAGAUUACCCAGGUCACUGAGGACAACAUCAACUUUCAGCAAAAAAAAUGGACGCUGCAGAAGGAGACUCAGCUCAGCAAUUCCAAACAGGAGGCAAUCAUAGAGAACAUGGAGAAGCUGAAGGCAUCUUUAGACAGCUGUCAGGCAUGCAUGAAAAUGUCCUGCUGUAGCAAGGACCUGAAGAAAGAGGUGGACAUGCUUCAGAACCUUCAGGUGAGCCCACCUGUUUCAGGGCUCCAGAAGGUGGUGCUGGACAUCCUGCGUCUGUCGCUGUCCUGGCUGGAGGAAACAGAGCGUCUCCUCCGGGACGUCGGCAUCCAGUUAUCCAGUUCCGACACAGGAUUGUCUUUGUAUCUGGAAUAUCUUCUGGUAUAUUAUAAAAAAAUUACAAGCCAAACCCAGGAACUUCAGAUCAAGAUCCACAGUUCUCAGGAAACUCAGCAGUCUUUCAUGCAAGAGAAGCUGCGGGAACAUCUGGCAGAGAAGGAGAAGCUGACUGAGGACAGACUGCAGCAAGAGGAGAGGCUGAAAGCCAGAAUCAAGCGGCUUAUGGAUGAGAAGGCGGCUUUGGAGGAAAGCAUUACUCAAGAGAAAAACAGAGCAAAAGAAACAUUAGAAGAAGAACAAAACAGAAUCCAAGAGCUGGAGAAUCGCUUAGCCCGCCAGAAGAAGGUCUGGGAAGAAAACAUUAUGCAAGAGAAAAGCAGAGUGAAGGAAGCAUUAGAAGAAGAACAAAAGAGGGUCCAAGAGCUGGAGAAUCGCUUAGCCCGCCAGAAGGAGAUUUUGGAGAACAGCAUGGCCUAUGAGAAAAGGAGAGCAAAGGAAGCUUUAGAGACAGAAAGGAGAAAAGUUCAAGAUCUGGAGAACCACUUGACCCAACAGAAGGAGAUUUCAGAGAGCAGCCUCGCCCACGAGAAACACAAAGCCAAAGAGGCCAUAGAGCAGGAAAAGAAGAAGGUGCAAGAUCUGGAGAACUACAUCACCAAGCAGAAGGAGAUUUCAGAGAGCAGCCUCGCCCACGAGAAACACAAAGCCAAAGAGGCCAUAGAGCAGGAAAAGAAGAAGGUGCAAGAUCUGGAGAACUACAUCACCAAGCAGAAGGAGGAAAUAGAUUUAAAAGUGCAAAAAGAAGGCGUUUUGAAUAAUAAAUUAAAUGAUGCACUGGCCAUGGUAGAAGAGACUCAGAAAAGCAAGACAGCCGAGAGCCUAAGAGCAGAGAACCUCAGCAUGAAAUUAAAUGAAACGUUAGCUGAACUGGAAACCACCAAGGCAAAAAUGCUCGUCAUGGAGGAGCGGAUACAGCUGCAACAGCAGACAGUGAAGGCCCUCCAGGAAGAACAGGAUUCCCAGAAACAUGGAUUUGAAACAGAAAUCAGGGAAUAUAAGGAGCAAAUCAAACAGCACUCCCAGACGAUCGUGAGCCUCGAAGAAAGACUCCAAAAAGUGACCGAGCACCAUAAAAAAAUAGAAGGAGAGAUUGCAACAUUGAAGGACAGCGACCCAGCCCAGGAGGAGGUAAUGCAGCGAGACCCCCCACCGACGCCUCCAGUGGACAGCAGUGUCAAAGAUGAAGUGUGUGACACCUUGAUAGGGGAUCUGCUGACCGCUCAGAAGGAAAUCCUAUCUCAGCAGGAGGUCAUCAUGAGGUUAAGGAAAAACCUCACAGAAGCUCACAACCGAAUGUCAGAUCUGAGAGGGGAGCUUAAUGAAAAGCAGAAGAUGGAACUGGAGCGGAACGUGGCGCUGGUCCAGCAGCAAAGCAGCGAGCUGAGAGCACUCAGGGAAAAGAUGGCACAGCUGACCGGCCUGGUGGAAAGGAAGGACAGGGAGCUGGGGGUCCUCAAGGAGACGCUCAGGGCCUCCCAAGAGAAACACAGAGUCCAGCUGUACAAGGAGAAGGAACAGAAGCCCAGGAAUGCGGCCAAGAUGUGUGAUAUCUCAGUGCAGAUAGAACCGGUCCACACGGAAAUUCUCCUGAGCAGUCAAGAGGAACAAUCCUUCAGUGAUCUCGGGGCCAAGUGCAAAGGGUCCCGACAUGAGGAAAUCAUUCAGCGUCAGAAAAAGGCCUUGUCUGAACUGCGUGCACGAAUUAAGGAGCUCGAGAAGGCCUGCUCAUCAAAUCAUAAGGACCCGCUGACUGAAUCCUAUCUAGACUUAAAGACGGUCAGAAUGGAAAAAAAUGUCCAGAAAUUAUUGGACGCAAAACCUGAUAUGCCAACUCUCUCAAGAAUAGAGAUCGCAGCGCCUCAGAGUGGCCUUGCCAACUCAGCCAUCAACUCAGCCAUCCCGCCCAUGGAAAAGUCAGGGAAAAUGGAUGUGGCUGAGGCUUUAGAUCUCAGUGAAAAGCUGUACAUGGACAUGAGCAAGACCCUCGGGAGUCUGAUGAACAUCAAGGACAUGUCCGGUCACAUAUCCAUGAAAUACCUCUCCGCCAAAGAGAGAGAGAGAGUCAACCAGCUCCGACAAAGGGACCUCGAUCUGGUGUUCGAUAAGAUCACCCAACUCAAGAACCGGCUGGAGAGAAAAGAGGAGCUUUUGAGAGGAUACGAGAAAGACAUUGAACAGCUCAGGCAGAGCAAAGUGUCCGUGCAGAUGUACCAGUCGCAGAUGGCGAAGCUGGAGGACAGCAUCUACAAGGAGGCGGAGGAGAAGGCUCUGCUGAAGGAGGCUCUACAGCGCACGGAGCACCAGCUGCACCAGGAGAAGCGGAUCAACAGGGCCAUCCGGCAGCAGAAGGAACGUUUAGAGGAUCACGAACAGAGAAAUGCAAAAGAAUCAACGCCUUGCAACUGUUCCUUCAAAGAGAAAGAGAGGCAGAGACGAAUGUUUGUAGAGACGGUGAAGAGCAAGAUGCAGAAUUCAAGUCCCCAGUGUCCCUGGAGUCUUUAGAGGAUCGCGGUCGCCAUGAGCCCCUUGGAGAAGACAGGACACGUAAAAUCUGCUUUUCACUGUUGCCCUCUCAGAGAAAGUCUCCAUGCCUGGCAAGCCUCCUCCCUCCGUGAAAGGCUCUGGGUCUCUGUUUUCUGUCCUUCCUAAUGCCAUUCAGUGAUUGUAUAUUGAUUUCUAAGACAGCUAAAAGGAGUUUAUAGUGGUUUGGGGGUGUUGUAUGCUGAAGAGGACAUCUUGUAGUUAACCUGUAUUUGUUGGCUGCCUAGUCCAUGCCACCGGCCAUGGGCGGGGGAAGGAGGAGCAGACAAAACCGGGCCUGUCCCAGCCCUCAUUCAUUCCAGGAACAGUGACUGAGCACCUGCAACAUGGUGGGUACUGUCCCAGCGUUGGGUUCAAUCAGGGAUUCUCAGUGGGGGCAGGAUCCGCCCUGAGAGGACGAAAAUAAUUUUUGUAAUGUGCAAAGCAUACGCGUAUCUGUCAAAAUUUAAUAGGGACAGGAGCAACAGGAAAUGGGAGUCUGAGGAGGCUCCUUAGUUUGGGACAAUAAUGAGAACAAGGGGGAGCAAUGCGGGCUUAAAUCAGAGGAGAGACACAGAAAAUGCCCUGCCUUUCUAGCUUCCAUUAUUGGGCAUUUUUUUUUCCAGUAAAUACAGUAAUGAAUUAAUCAUCGCACACGAUGCCUUGGGACCAAAGGUCAGCUGCCUGCGCUCAGGAGCCGAUCUCACAGGGACACACUCGGUCCAGAGGCCAGGAGAGGCCUCCCAGGAAGGAGCGGCUUAAACCAAGCCCUGAGGCUGGGUGGGGCCUUUCUGGACCCCGCAGUCCCCGGAAGCAGCCUCUCCGGCGCUUCCUGAGUCCAUUCCCACCUGGGUGUCACGCGUAAUGACCCAGUUUCUAUCCCUGACCUUUCUUUUUUUUUAAGAUCUAAUUUGUUUAUUUGAGAGAGAAAAAGUGAGCCCGAGAGAGCACGAGUGGUGAGGAGGGGCAGAGGGAGAGGCAGAAGCAGACUCCCUCCUGAGCGGGGAUCCCAGUGCGGAGCUGCAUCCCAGGACCCCCGGGUCACAACCUGAGACUGGGCCCCCCAGGCGCCCCAUCCCUGCCCUUCCAUUCCAAGGGUGAGGCGUGUGGCUCCCAGACGCAGAAACCGAAGGCUUGGCACUCCCCUUUGGCCCCUGUUCAGCUCCCUAGCUGCGGGAUGUCCCAGCCCUGCCCCUGACACGCCCCCCGCGUCCUCCUCUUCCCAGUCAUCCCUCUGCCCUCUGUGACCUCCACCCCCCACCCCAUGCUCCUGGCAGACCUGGGGGCUCAGGGUGUUGGGCCUGGGUACUCUUUAUUUUUAACCAACCCCCUGGCUCCAGCUCUGAAGGCCGGCUUCUCCCCCCGGUCAGGGCACUGGAAUUUGGGAGUCAUCUGUAGCCAGCCCUUUUAUGGAAAAUCGAAUAAAAAGGCAUAUGAAGGAAGGGUGAUUUGGGGGAGGUUUUUUGGCCUUCGCUGUCUGUUUUCAUGUUCACUGGGCACUCCAACCAAGAUUGAUUUCGCAGGCUCGUGUAGAGAAGCUAGCCCUUCUCACCCUCAAAUGAUUUUGGACGCAGUCUCAAAGCACAUUCAAGGCCCCCUGUCAGCUGCUGGCACAGGCCUCAGAAGGUGAUUUUUAUACUUUCUGAGUGAAAAGGGCUCAAGAGGCAGUCCUGGCAGUCCCUUCCUCUAAAAUCCACCCAGAGGGAGGCCUGGGAGGCUCAGUCCGUUAAGUGUCUGCCUUGGGUUCAGGUCAUGAUCCCCGGGGUCCCGGGAUCGAGCCCCGCAUCGGGCUCCCUGCUCAGUGGGAGCCUGCUUCCCCGUCUGCCUGCCGCUCCCCUUGCUUGUGCGCUCGCUCGCUCUCUCUCACACACAAAUAAAUAAAAUCUUUUAAAAAAAUAAAUAAAAUAAAAUCUACCCAGAAUCUUCUCUGGGCCCCUGAGGAAGUCAGGGUGGAUAUUCUGGUCCCUGUUUGGCAGAUGAGGAAACUAAGAGUCAUGCAGUAAAUGGCUGAGCUCAAACUUGGCAACCCACUAGCCCUCUCCACCACCCCCAGGGGUACCCCCAGGGGUACGAGACUCUGUGACUGGAGUCUGACACUUGCAGGAAGUCGGGCUGGAUCUGGAGCCUGCUGGAAAGAAACCUGCGAGUUAUGAUCCCAUGAACAGUAUGGGCACGUGUGAGAGGGAGACUCUUUUGAGCUGCAACUAAGGGAAACCGGCUCAGAAACAGGGAGGGCCGCUUUUAGAGGGGGUACAGGAGCCCCUGGCUCAUGAAAACAAAGGAUUGAAAGCGGUCCCGCCUCUAAAGAGAACUGGUAAGCCCACGGUCCCAGGCAUCCCUUCCCUCACACGCACGCGCACGCACAAGCUCAUACACCAUAUACCCUCUCUGGGUCUCCCUGCACCUGCUCAUCUCUUCUCUCUCCAGUGAUCUCACUGGAAGAGAUGACCUCACCAUCCCGCCAUUUAAAGGACCCGCCCAGGGACCCAGUAGCAUCUCAGAGCCUGUAACCCCAAGUCCUGGGCGCGAUCAUCUGCAAAGCACAGCCUGUGCCAAGCAUCCAAUCACUUGAGACCAGGGGCAGCAUCACAUGGGGGGUGGGGGGCAGCCGGGAGGAGGGGCGGUGCUCAGAAAAGGCCUAGACGGAAGACACGCUCAGUAAGAGCUUUCCAGGAGAAAGAUACUCUGUCACAAUGAAUACACCCAUCAUAAGAAGCGCCUGCUUUCAAAAGCACAAAAAUGUAAAAAGGGAAACUUAUUUGUGUAUCUGGCAGCGUGCUUACCUUUGGGUGAUAGUGGUCAUUGUGGAUCAUUUUAGCUUCUUUUUACGCAUUUUUCUCUCUCUUCCCCUUCCCUCCUCCUCUCUCUCUAUAAUUACACAUAUAUAUAAUUUCUUUUUUACAGCAAACAUUUUAUUUUGAGUAAAAAAAAAAAACUAUCCGAGUGGACCAUUUUGGGAUCCUGCCACAAUUAUAGAGUUUGUGCGUUUGUUUCUUCUUGCUCA
Molecule: messenger RNA, 7554 nt
Organism: Mustela lutreola (European mink)
Lineage: Eukaryota; Metazoa; Chordata; Mammalia; Carnivora; Mustelidae
Gene: FHAD1
Product: forkhead associated phosphopeptide binding domain 1
Exons: 34
Coding region: 9-4532 (1507 amino acids)
Molecular function (GO): protein binding
Source: RefSeq, a predicted model, not a curated record